Molecule: messenger RNA, 870 nt
Organism: Hibiscus syriacus
Lineage: Eukaryota; Viridiplantae; Streptophyta; Magnoliopsida; Malvales; Malvaceae
Product: alpha carbonic anhydrase 7-like
Exons: 7
Coding region: 16-870 (284 amino acids)
Molecular function (GO): carbonate dehydratase activity; zinc ion binding
Source: RefSeq, a predicted model, not a curated record
CCUUCGUAAUUAAAGAUGGCCAAGUUCCAAACCAAACUCUUCGCCUGCAGUUUGGUCCUCCUGCUUGUGUUGCAAUAUUCACGGCUGGCAACAUCUCAAGAAGUGGAGGAUGAAAGUGAGUUUAAUUACAGCGAAAAUAGUGAAAGAGGACCAGCAAGGUGGGGAGAGAUUCACCCGGAAUGGGGAGCAUGCAGCAAUGGAACCAUGCAAUCUCCUAUUGAUAUGUCUAAUGAAAGAGUUGAGAUUGUUUCCCAUUUAGGGAGGCUCAAGCGAAGCUACAAGCCAGCCAAUGCCACUCUAAGAAAUAGGGGUCAUGAUAUGAUGUUGAGUUGGGAAGGUGAAGAAGCAGGGCUUAUAGAAAUCAACGGUACUGAAUAUGCGCUCCACCAAUGUCACUGGCAUUCUCCUUCCGAACACACCAUCGACGGAAGAAGGUUUGAUUUAGAGGCGCACUUGGUUCAUCAAAGUGCAGACGGUAAGAUAGCUGUAGUAGGGAUACUGUACAAGAUUGGAAGAUCAGAUCCUUUCAUUGCCUCGUUGGGGGAUCAUUUAGCGGCCAUCACCGAUAUCACACAAGGACAGCGAGGCGUGGGCGUGGUGGAUCCAAGGGGCAUAAAAUUCGGCAGCAGAAAAUAUUACAGAUACAUAGGCUCUCUUACUGUUCCUCCUUGUACUGAAAAUGUUGUGUGGAGCUUUGUCAGAAAGGUGAGGACUGUUACCAGGGAACAGGUCAGAUUAUUACGUGUGGCGGUUCACGAUGUAACUUCUUCUUCUUUAUUUAUUUUUAAAAAAAUGGGGUUCUUAAGAAAACUAAAGAGAGUGCCCUGUUCGUUUUCACAACAAUUCUUGGACUUGUUUUUGGAUUCUUAA